GUGGGUGGGACUUCAUCCAGCCCUUUUUUUUUCCCCGCGAGACGUACCCGGCAACUGUUUGAUGAGGAAACUAAGGCUGAGCGAUAAGUGACUGACCCAAGAGUCACCCAGCAGAGUGUCUGGGGCGGGAUUCGAACUCGGGUCUUACUGACUCAAGUCUGGCACUCCGUCCAUCGGGCCAUCUCUUUCGUGCUCUGCCCGUAGAGGAGCAUUGACGGAAAUUGCUGACAUUCCAAGAUGUGGCCAUUGACUUCACCCAGGAAGAGUGGAGACAGUUGGAGCCUGCUCAGAAAGACCUGUACAGGGACGUGAUGCUGGAGAACUAUGAGAACUUUGUGUCCCUGGGGCUUCCAAUUUCCAAACCAGACGUGAUCUCCCAGUUGGAGCAAAGAGGAGCACCAUGGUUCAGAGCACAAGUCCUAAGAAGCACUCAUCUGGAUUCCUUGAUUCAGAAGAAAAGGUACAAAACCAAGCAAUCAACUCCAAAACAGGUUAUUUCUAUAGGAGAAUCACUAAAGGAACAAACCAAGGAUCGUUCUUGGGAUUGUGAUAUCAGGCUGGAGAGGCAGAAGGAUAACCAGAAAAGACAGUCUAGACAAGUAACAGUCAGUAACAGAAAAAUGUUUAACAAAGCGAGUGUGCAUAAAUAUAAUACAUUUGGGAAAAAGUUCAGAAUGGGAUCCAUCCUUGUUCCACAGCAAGAAGGUCUUAAAGGAGACUGUCUCCACAAUGUUGGUACAUUUGGAAAGAGCUUCAAACAAUGUUCAUACCCAAUUAACCAUAAGAGAAUCUCCUUAUGGAAGAAACUCCAUAAGUAUAAUAAAUGCAGGAAGCGUUUUAGUUACUACUCACACUUGAAUCAUUACCAUAAAAUACAUAUUCAAAGGAAACUUUGUAAAUGUAAUGAAUUUGGCAAAACCUUCAGGAUCAAUUUAUUCUUUAAUCUGCAUAAAAGAAUUAAUGUUUUAGAGAAAUCCUGUAGAUCUAUUCAGUGUAGAAAAAUCUUUAGCAAGAAGGGACAUCUUAAAACACGUAAGAUAAUUCAUAAUGGCAAAAAAUUAUUCAAAUGUAAUAAAUGUGGAAAAGCCUUCAGCAGUAAUAAAUACCUAACUCAACAUCAAAUGAUUCAUAAGGCAAAUAAACCUUAUAAGUGUAAUGAAUGUGAAAAAGGCUUUAGCAGUAAUCAAUAUCUAACUCAACAUCAAACAAUUCAUAAUGGGAAGAAACCUUUUAAGUGUAGUGAAUGUGGUAAGGCCUUCAGCCAAAAGGGAAACCUUAAAAUACACAUGAUAAUUCAUACUGGAGAGAAACCAUUUGAAUGUGAUGAAUGUGGAAAAGCCUUCAGAAGUAAUCAAUACCUAACUCAACACCAAACAAUUCACACUGGAGAGAAACACUUUGAAUGUCAUGUAUGUAAGAAAGGAUUUAGGCAGAGUUCAUCUCUUAUACAGCAUCAGAGAAUUCACACAGGAGAGAAACCCUACAAAUGCAGUGAGUGUGGGAAAGCCUUUAGCCGUAAAGAAAGCCUUAAUGCCCAUAAUAGAUUUCAUACUGGAGAGAAACCUUAUAAAUGUGAUGAAUGUGGAAAAGCCUUCAGCCAAAAGGGAAGCCUUCAUGCACAUAACAGAAUUCAUACUGGAGAGAAGCCUUUUCAGUGUAAUGAAUGUGGGACAGCUUUCAAAUGGCGUGUUCAUCUUAAGGAACAUAAGACAAUUCAUACUGGAAAGAUACACUUUGAAUGUAAUGAAUGUGGAAAAAGCUUUACACAUAGCUCAUAUCUUAUGCAACAUCAGAGAAUUCAUACUGGAGAGAAACCAUAUGAAUGUGAUCAGUGUGGGAAAGCCUUCAGCCAGAAGGGGCAUCUUAAUACACACCAAAAAACUCAUGCUUCAAAGAAACCCUUUGAACAUAAAGAAGGUGGGAAAGCCUAUAACUGUCAAUUAAACUUUAUGACUCUUAAUAAAAUGCAUAUGCAAGGGAAAUCCUUUGAAUGUAAAGAAUGUGGUGAAACCUUCUCACACAGCUCAUCCCUUAAGAAACAUUAUAAAAUUCACCCUGGAGAAAAACACUUUAAAUGUAAUGAAUGUGGGAAAAGCUUUAGGCAUAGUACGUACCUUAUGCAACAUCAGAGAAUUGAUAGUGGAGAGAAACCCUAUGAAUGUAAUGAAUGUGGGAAAUCUUUCAGGCAAAAAGGGACCCUUAAUACACAUAAGAAAACUCAUACCGGAGAAAAACACUAUGAAUGUAAUGAAUGUGGGAAAGGCUUCACACAUAACUCUUACCUUAUACAACAUCAGAGAAUUCAUACUGGAGAGAAACCUUUUGAAUGUGGUCAAUGUGGGAAAUCUUUCAGCCAGAAGGGAACUCUUAAUACACAUAAGAAAACUCAUGCUUGGCAGUAAUCUUUCCUGUGUACUAAGUGGGAAAGAUUUCAAAUUGCAUGGGGACAUUAAUUGAUAAGAAACCCUUUAAAUAGGUAAAAUGUAUAGAAAAAGCCUUCUGGAAGAAGUAAAAGUUACUGUAAAUCAGAGUUUUCAUAUGGAAAAAAUAUUUUCAGUGUAAUUAAUAUUGGCAAACUUUCAAAAAAAGUAGAAACCUUAAGGUUCAUAAGAAGAGUUGUACUGGAAAGAUUACCUUUAUAAUGCAUGUGGGAAAGCCUUUGCUCCUAAGAAAAUUCAUACUGGAGAGAACUUUUUUUAAAUGUGUUACAUUUGGGAAAACCUUCAAUUAGAGGAAAUACCUUACAGAAUAUUAGGUAAUAGAGGAUCAAAUGAGAUACCAUUUGUAAAGUGCUUAGCACAGUGCCUGGCACAUAGUAAGUACUAUAUAAAUGUUAACUAUUGUCAUCAGUGAAACUUGAUCAUGAUAAUGCUGGAGCUCACACAGAUGUCUAAAAAU
This is a messenger RNA of Vombatus ursinus (common wombat), 2898 nucleotides long. Its product is annotated as zinc finger protein 883-like. Lineage: Eukaryota; Metazoa; Chordata; Mammalia; Diprotodontia; Vombatidae. Gene Ontology annotation, biological process: regulation of transcription by RNA polymerase II. The record is from RefSeq and is a predicted model, not a curated record. Bases 312 to 2402 code for a protein of 696 amino acids. The transcript has 5 exons. Gene Ontology annotation, molecular function: RNA polymerase II cis-regulatory region sequence-specific DNA binding; DNA-binding transcription factor activity.